AUGGCUGACUCUCGCGUGGUCAAUGAUGGCUCCCAGCCAACGACCAAGGACCAGCUCGACGCCCCAACAGCUGCGGAUGCCGCACUGCCCGGCGACAAGAAACGAGAACUCGACUCGAGCAGCCAGGAAUCCUUCCCAGAAAUCAACGAAAAGGCUCUGGUCAGAAAGCUGGACUACAAGCUCCUCCCAGCACUGACGCUGCUGUACCUCUUGAGCUUUCUCGAUCGGUCCAAUGUCGGGAACGCGAGGAUCGAGGGCUUGACCACUGACCUGGGAAUGACUGGGAAUGAGUAUCUGACAAGCUUAACGCUCUUCUUUGUGGGCUAUGUCAUCUUCGAAGUCCCAUGCAACAUUGUGCUGAAGCUCUGGACUCCACGCGCGUGGUUGCCGACGAUUACUUUGGCUUGGGGCGUGGUCAGUACGUUGAUGGGUGUCACGCAGAGCAAGGAUGGAUUUUUUGUGGUUCGAUUCUUUCUUGGGGUCAGCGAGAGCGGCUUAUUUCCCGGCAUCGUGUACUACUUGUCUCUGUGGUAUAAGAGAGAAGAGCGUCACUAUCGUGUCUCUCUGUUUUUCAGCGCAGCGGCCGUAGCUGGAGCAUUCGGUGGCAUCCUAGCUUGGGGUAUUGCCCACAUGCGCGGUACAGCUGGCUACAAUGGAUGGAGGUGGAUCUUUAUCCUGGAGGGAUUGCUUACCGUUGUUGUGGCAUUCUCGGCGUACUUCUUUGUCCACAACUACCCGGCUACGGCUCGAUUCUUGAAGGACGACGAGCGAAAGUUUGUUCUUAACAGGCUCAAGGAUGACAGUGAUGCCACAGAAGAUGAGUCAUUCUCGUGGCAUAACGUCAAACAGGCGCUCAGCGAUCCAAAGGUGUAUCUGUACUGUUUCGGCUUCCACACCAUGUCGCUUCCGCUCUACACGCUCUCGCUCUUCCUGCCUUCGAUCAUUAAGAGUCUUGGGUACACCUCUGCCCAAGCGCAGCUCUUAUCGACACCUCCGUACGUGGUGGCAUUCAUCACCACGAUGAGCAUAGCGAUUCUGUCAGAACGGUACAAGCGACGUGCACCAUUCAUCAUUGGAUCGAGCUCAUUCGCCAUCAUCGGAUAUAUUCUGCUACUCACCGACUACAGACCUGGGCCUUCAUACCUGGGCUGUAUCUUUGCUGCAGCUGGAAUCUACCCAGCUGUGGCAUUGACACUCGCAUGGCCUGCACAGAAUGUCAGUGGACAGACGAAGCGAGCCGUUGCCAAUGGUCUGCAGAUCAGUAUCGGCAAUCUUGGAGCGAUCUUGGGCACCCAGCUAUACAGAACUGAGACAGCGCCGCAUUAUCGACUUGGACAUCUUUUUGCGCUUGGAUACUUGGUUGGUAAUAUUGUGGUUACCUCGACGCAGUGGUACGUGUUGAAGCGGGCGAACGCUGAGAAGGAGCGGAGACAGGCAACUGAGGGGAUCAAGGAUGGACCGUUCAUUGGAGAUGAUGAUAUUAGAUGGCGCUUCACCAAGUAA
This is a messenger RNA of Cyphellophora attinorum, 1503 nucleotides long. RefSeq names its product putative transporter. Gene Ontology annotation, cellular component: membrane. Bases 1 to 1503 code for a protein of 500 amino acids. The transcript is spliced from 4 exons. The record is from RefSeq and is a predicted model, not a curated record. Gene Ontology annotation, biological process: transmembrane transport. Gene Ontology annotation, molecular function: transmembrane transporter activity. NCBI's taxonomy places the organism in Eukaryota, Fungi, Ascomycota, Eurotiomycetes, Chaetothyriales, Cyphellophoraceae.